Messenger RNA from Gloeophyllum trabeum ATCC 11539, 1976 nucleotides. RefSeq names its product monooxygenase. The coding region runs from base 128 to 1798 and encodes 556 amino acids. The transcript has 10 exons. The record is from RefSeq and is a predicted model, not a curated record. Lineage: Eukaryota; Fungi; Basidiomycota; Agaricomycetes; Gloeophyllales; Gloeophyllaceae. Gene Ontology annotation, molecular function: FAD binding.
CCAAGGUCAUUCCUCGGGACCUGGCUCUGGGUACUACUGCUGCGGUUGCGCCCGAUUUCAUUUACGGAUAUAAAUAUGAGCUGUAGUAGCAGGGGCGACCUCGCAGAACUCUCCAGCUAAAUCAACAAUGUCUCCCGCACCACCCGAAGUACUGAUCGUCGGCGCAGGCCCCGCUGGGCUUGUCGCGGCUCUAACACUCGCGCACAAUGAUAUCCCGGUGCGCAUCAUCGAGAAACUCCCCUCCCCGCGCCUAGGCCAGAAAGGCGCCGGCAUUCAGCCCAGGUCACUCGAGGUCUACAGAUUUCUCGACGUGCUGCCAGACCUCCUGUGGGAGGGUACGCUCUACCCUCCCAUGCGUCUGUACAAACUCCCAGGCGGGACGGAGGUCCUCAGGGAGUGGUACAUGGUGGAUCCUACCGAACCAAAGCCUGGAGUCCCUUACUUGAAUGGACUUUUGCUUGGUCAAGACCACCUCGAGGCGACGCUGAGGAAGCAUCUCGAGCGGCGCGGGUACCAUGUUGAGUUUGGGACCGAACUGGUCUCACUGGAGCAAGACGCGGAUAGAGUCGUCGCGCGUCUUGUUAAGAAGGAGAACGGCCAGGAUGUGCACGAGACCAUCGAGACCAAGUUCUUAAUCGGAGCAGAUGGUGCUAAAGGUAUUGUGCGGAAGCAACUCGGCCUGAAAUUCCAGGGCGAGACUAGGGAUGGGCAGCACAUGAUCAUCGCUGACGUCCAUAUUGAAGGUCUCGAUAAUGAUCAUUGGCAUAUGUGGAGAAAAGAUAACGAAGCACAACUCCUGCUGCGUCCGACAGAGAGGCGCGACAAUGUAUACACCCUAAUGGGCUGGGCAGCCGGCUUCGAUCCCGUCGAGGCAGCCAAAGAUCGCCAGGCAGUCGUCGACUUCGUCCACAACGUCACAGAUCGGAAGGAUUUGAAAAUCGGAGAGUUUGUUUGGGUGUCUGAUUGGCGACCGAACAUCCGCAUGGUCGACAGGUUUGGCGAAGGACGGGUGUUCCUGACAGGAGAUGCGGCACACGUCCACAGCCCGACCGGUGGCCAAGGCGCGAACUCUAGUAUCCAGGACUCCUUCAACUUGGGCUGGAAGCUCGCGCUCGUCAGCAAGGGCCUCUCCCCGCUUUCCCUCCUCUCGACAUACACCGAAGAGCGCCUGCCCGUCAUCGCCGAGAUGCUCGAGGUAACCACCAACCUGCUCAACCGCACCAUGACCGGCGCGCACUCGGACGCGACGUGGCAGCGCGGCGGCGCGCUGCUGCAGCUCGGCGUGAACUACCGCUGGAGCUCCGCCGUGCUCGACGAGCGGCAGAAGGAGAAGGAGGAGGCCUCCGGGCACGCCUACGGCGGGGCGGCACCGGGGCAGGUCGAGGCGCUGCGCGCGGGCGACCGCGCCCCGGACGCGCCGGGGCUCGUUCCGCGGUCCGCGGCGGCGUACCCCACGAGCCUCUUCCAGGUGUUCAAGCCCACGUUCCACACUGCGCUCAUCUUCGCGCGGGACCCGGCGAAGGCGGCGGGUGUGGGCAGGUUCCUGAAGAAAUACCCGGCGAAGAGCAUACAUUCCGUUGCGGUCGCGCCAGGCAAUUGGGGAUUCGGACCGCAUGUCACGUUCGAGGAGGUGGACGCGGCUUUCCUGGAUUGGGACGGGUAUGCGUAUAAGCAUUACGGCGUCAAUUCGGAUGAUGACGGCUUGACUAUCGUCGUGGUGAGGCCGGAUGGUGUGGUGGGUGGUAUAGUCUUCGGAGAAGAGGGAUUAGAGCGUUACUUCAGCAAGAUUUUUGCUUGAGGAACGGAGUGCAGGAUUCGGGCUGUACGAUAGAGCGGGACUUUGGCAGUACCACUAUAAAAUAGAAGGCACAAUCUCUACUCUUGGGAGAAGCGUGAGUCUCUACAGGCGAUAUCGUCUCGGAAGGGACUAUUGGUUUAUAUGUGUUCUCUAGAGUUUGCAACUUUAUGAUCGAGCU